AUGGCAAUGAAUGGGCACAACGACGGCAUCGCCGGGCUCAAGAAUGAGUUGUAUGUGGGCUCCAACAGUUUCAACCCCGGCGGGGUCCGCACCGAUCCAGAUGCCAUCCGCAGGCAGAGCGUGGCCGCCAUGAUGAACAACGCAGCGGGCGAGAUCCGCAAUCCGUUACUUGGUUUCUCGAAAGACCAGCUAAUGGACGAUGUCGACGUGUUCGCAGAGAAGCACGGCAUGCAGGAGCAAAUCCCACUCCUGCGCAAGGGAGCACUGGUCGCUCAGAACCCGACCGACUUCGAGAACAUCAUGGAGCUAGACGACAACGAUCGCCAGGCGCUCCGGGAUGAGGUAUUGCACCGCUGGCGGCACCCUUGGCCACUCUAUCUGACGAUCACCCUCUGCUCCGUCGCCGCCGCAAUCCAGGGGUGGGAUCAGACCGGCAGCAACGGGGCUAACCUAUCGUUUCCUAUCGAAUUUGGCAUUUCGGAUCAGGUACCCUAUUGUGAUCCAGUCAACCCCAACGCACGUCGGUGCACCAACAACAGCUGGCUUAUUGGGUUCAUCAAUAGCUGUCCAUACAUCGCCAUAGCCGUCUUCACCGCAUGGAUAUCAGACCCCAUUAAUGAUUUGCUUGGUCGACGAGGGACCAUCUUUCUCGGUGCGGUAUUUUCCUUCAUCGCACCCAUCGGAUCAGGCUGCACGCAGUCUUGGCCGGAACUGGUUGUUUGCCGCAUUUUACUCGGCGUCGGCAUGGGUCUUAAAGAGGUCACAGUACCGGUAUACUCUGCUGAAAACGCUCCGUCAGUGAUACGCGGCGGCUUGGUUAUGUCCUGGCAACUCUGGACGGCGUUUGGCAUCAUGCUAGGCUACUCGGCAAACCUAGCUGUUUUCCGAGUCGGUCCGAUUGCGUGGCGCCUGCAGCUUGGGUCUGCUUUCAUACCAGCCGUGCCCUUGCUGUUGGGCGUGUGGUUCUGCCCAGAAUCACCCCGCUGGCUGCUCAAGAAGAAGAAGGUGUUAAAGGCCUACAAGGCGCUGCUCAGACUACGCAUGGCGCCCUUGCAGGCAGCAAGGGACGUCUACUACAUUCAGGCGCAGCUCGACCAAGAGGAGCGUCUUGUCGAGGAGAAGGGUCUGGCCAGGCAUGCCAAUCUCUUCACACGUUUUGUGGAGCUCUUCACGAUUCCGCGCAAUACCCGGGCGGUAGCAGCUUCUGGCAUUGCUAUGAUUGCCCAACAGAUGUGUGGCAUUAAUAUAAUUGCCUUCUACAGUAGUACCAUCUUCGUCGCGGCAGGCUUUCCGGAGACCAACGCCUUGCUCGUCUCCUGGGGCUUCGGCCUGGUCAACUUUGCUUUUGCGUUACCUGCAGUGUAUACAAUCGACACUUUCGGGCGGCGUGGUCUGUUAAACUUCACAUUUCCCAAUAUGGCCUGGUCACUGCUCACUGCUGGACUAUGCUUCCUCAUACCUGCGACCGGGCCAUCUUCUGAGGCUCAUCUUGCGACUGUCGCCUUAUUCGUUUUCAUCUUUGGAGCUUUCUACAGCCCUGGUGAAGGACCUGUGCCGUUCACCUAUUCCGCGGAAGUCUUCCCUCUCAGUCACCGUGAAGUCGGCAUGUCCUGGGCCGUUGCAACGAAUAACUUCUGGGCGUCAAUCCUCUCGCUGUCCCUUCCCGCCAUGUUGAUCGCCUUCACGCCAACUGGCGUGUUUGGCUUCUAUGCCGGGCUUAACAUCAUCGCCUUCUUCCUCAUCUUCUUCUUCAUGCCCGAAACCAAGCAGAGGACUUUAGAGGAACUCGAUUAUGUCUUCGGAGUGCCAAUGAAGACUCACGCUCACUUCCAGGGCACGAAGAUGUUCCCGUGGUGGUUUAGACGGUGGGUUCUCUUCCGCCGAGGCGGGCCGAUGCCGCAGCUUUAUCAUUUCGAAGACACUGCGGCGAUGAGCCAGUAUGAGUCGGAGAAGAUCAGGGUUGCGCAGGAGGAAGAUACGGCCGUCAAGCAAGUCUGA
Messenger RNA from Baudoinia panamericana UAMH 10762, 1998 nucleotides. RefSeq lists its product as uncharacterized. Lineage: Eukaryota; Fungi; Ascomycota; Dothideomycetes; Mycosphaerellales; Teratosphaeriaceae. Gene Ontology annotation, cellular component: membrane. The record is from RefSeq and is a predicted model, not a curated record. The transcript is spliced from 11 exons. Bases 1 to 1998 code for a protein of 665 amino acids. Gene Ontology annotation, molecular function: myo-inositol:proton symporter activity. Gene Ontology annotation, biological process: transmembrane transport.